Anneissia japonica is the source of this 5901-nucleotide messenger RNA. Its product is annotated as cytokinesis protein 3-like. Gene Ontology annotation, molecular function: protein binding. The record is from RefSeq and is a predicted model, not a curated record. Lineage: Eukaryota; Metazoa; Echinodermata; Crinoidea; Comatulida; Comatulidae. The coding region runs from base 197 to 1603 and encodes 468 amino acids. The transcript is spliced from 10 exons.
UAAUUUCAAAACAUUAGGCCAGUCGAUCGUGAGUGCUAAACGUGAUUGAGAGCGUAUGGUUUUGGUUGCUAACUACAUGGUUUCGCAGUGAAGCAUUUCCGGAUUGGAACCUAAUUUUACCUUCGGAUUUGCCAUAACUUGGAAAUGAUAUAUACCUAUUGUUGAAUCGUUUGGUGAAUUGUAACGUCAAGAUUUGAUGGCGUGUUUUAAAGCGAAGUUCGACUACGAGAAAGAACGUGAUGAUGUUCUAAGUUUCAAAAAGGGCGACUUGUUCGAAGUAACAAGUAAAGUAGACGACCGCUGGUGGGCGGCCCGUGCUGAAAGUGACAACAGUGUCGGAUAUGUCCCAGCACUUUACCUGGAGCCUGUGAAAGAUAAACCUAUUGGUCGUUUAGUUCCAGAGGGACGGAUAGACACGAAAGAACAUGAUUACCACCUUGAGGCACUUGCUGAACUCCAGUCAAAGGUCAGACCCCUUCCAGCACAUGUUCUUGGUCAGGCUUUGGGGAUCUCCGUGCCUGCAGAGGAAGUGCCUCCAAUCUCACAUUACAAGCACCCCUCAAAGAAAAUUAAUCGGCCUGUAGAGAAAGGGCGAAGCAAGUCAGUACCUAACACCAAAAUCCCCCCUGUUGUGGCUGUGAAAAAGAAUCGGGGUCUGUCAGUUCAACUAGAACAAAAGUGUGAUAACAUUCCAGAAGUAGACUACGACGAUGCUCCAGAGAACAAUGAUGAAUCGGACCCAAACGUACCCAUUAUGGCAGUACGCCCCACAGUACAAAAUGGGAAACACGCACGUAGUGCAACAUAUAAUGGGACCUUGUCUACGGACAAAAACCGCAAUGACACGGAACCGCCUUCAACUAAAACAAAACCGCGCGAAAAAAGUGCUAAACAUUCCCGAAGCAAGACAGUCGAUGCUGCCUACGACCGAAACGCGAACUCUAAAUUACCAGAAAAAAGGCUGCAGACGGGGGACAAUACGCUGCCAUAUCAUCAUCAGUGUAAUGUUGUUAGGGAUAAAGGGGAUGAGAAAGAUGGUGGUGACGAAGAUGAGGAUGAAAUUCCUUCUUUCUUAAGUCUUCCACCUCCACAGGAACCACCUCCACCUCCUGAUUAUGACCUCAAUGAUGAAGAUAUACUAAACGAGGAAGGGGUUCCCUAUCAUCAUCAGUUAAAUAAGACAGGUAGAGAUAGCUCAUCUGACGAUGGCCAACCAACGUCACCAGUGAAUCGUGCGUUUUUACCAGCAGACGAUAAUCCAGUGCUUAUUCAAGCGAAACCACUACCGAACCCCGUCAAGGGAUCAAGAAUGCACAAAGACCUUCAUUUUGAAUUAAAACAUAGUGGGAGAGAUGUUUUAAAGCCUGAGUUAGCAAGAGUUAUGACGCAACGAAAACACCAAAAAUCUAAAGCAGAAUUGGAUGCAGAGAAAAAAGCAAAACGAACAAGUCUCGAGAUAAAAUUACAGGAACGACAGGAAAUUUUAAAACAGAAGGACGAGAAACUAAAAAUUCCUGGAGAAGCCAUUCCUGAAGAAGAGGGCCAGUCAGAGUUGUAUCGUGUGAGAGCAUCCUUAAAGUCGAAAGAAGCAGCCAAAACAUAACAUUGAACAUAAGUCUCUGAAGUACUAACAAUUUCCAACGUAUCAUUGAAACAGUCAAUGAUACAAAGAUGAUUCUUGAAUGUAUCAAAAGGGCUUUUAUAAAAUUAAAUUAUUUACUCAUGGUCUUAUGUUAAUAGCAUACUACUGGUAAAUAUUUUCACAAUAUAUUAUAUUAUGUUAUUAUAAUUACAAAAAAAAAAUUGCAAAAAAAUUUAUUGUAAACUUUUAUAGAAAUUAUAAUCUAAAGAUUAGCCUUAAAACUUUAUGAAUGUAAGCCAACAUAAUUAUUUUCAUAUUUUUUAUAUCAAGCUAAUUCUUUAUUUUUCCGAUUGAAAACUUUUUUAUAUAUCAUAUAACUUUUAGAAAAUAAAUUUGCAGAGUAUGAAACUGGUGUUUUAACUCAUCAUAAUUAUGUAGUACAUAACAUUCUUAUUAUUGAUAUUUUUAUUUUACUUUUUUUUGAAUUUUUUUUUUGAUACAUUUUGCUUAGAAUUUUUGCUGGUGAUGUCAUAUAUUUACUUUUUUAUAUUCUGAAACAAUUAUUAUACUUUUUUUUUUGCAAUGAUAUUUGCAUCAUGACUGCAAACACAUUUGUUUUAAAAAAAGGGGAUAAUAUUUUCAUGCUUUAAUAUACUGUAUACUUUUUAAUGCUAUUAUUUCAGUAAUUUAUUCUAUUCAUUUCAACUCAAUCACAUAUAUGUACUCUAGCUCAUGUUCUUAGCGUGCAUCAAGAAGUCUUCCAGAGCCAUUCGUCUUUGCCUCUCUUUCAAGGAAAUACAACUACAAUAGAAUUCAAAUACUAUGUUUUAAAGCUGCUCCGUUUACAAAAUGUGCUUUACAAAGUUUAAGGAAAUUUAGAGAAGUAUUAUGUUUAAUAGGAUUGUACAUUAACUGAAAUACAAUUUAUAAUAAGUAUAUUGUAAUCUUUGUCAAUAACAGCUAUAUAGUACAUUAUUUUAAGUAAAGAUCAUUUUAAUUUAGAGUAGUUCACAAUUAUCAACAUUUUCACAAGUGUACAAACAGUACUCUUCUUCGGUACCCCCUCCCUCCCCUCUGAAAGUGUACAAAAAAUAUGUUUAUUUUGCAAAACUAUUUUCAGUUUUCCAACUAAAGCAAUGUACUUGGUUGCUUAAAAGUGAAUGUUAUUUUACUAUUAUUUUACAUAUUGCCUGUUAUUUUGAAUCAACAUUGUUAUGCAUAUGUAAAAGUGUACAAAUUUGUCUACCCCCUGCCCUCUAGCGUACUGUUUGUACACUUGUGAAUAUGUUGAUAAUUUUGAACGACCCUUAUAUAUAUUUCAAUUAACAUUGCUUUACAUAGCUUUCUUUAGUUUUUACCAAUAUGAUGUAACUUAUUGCAACCCUAGAGAGAUAGUAGAGAAAUUCAAAAGGUGAAAUUAUAAGCUUGCGUAGCUAUGGACAAAAUUUUAGUUAAAACUUAGUUACAGGGGUGUAUACAUGUGUCUCUCGCUGAUCACAAGUGUCUAUGCACAUGUCUGUAUGAACAUUUGUUUGCGACCACAUAUGUCUGUUAUCACAGGUGUCUAUGCAUAUGCAUCCUUGACCACAUUUGUCUGUUAUCACAGCUAGUGUCUAUGCAUAUGUGUUUGUGAUCACAUGUGUCUAUAUAUGUGACCACAUGCGUUUGUAAUCAUAGGUAUCUAUGCACAUGUAUCUGUGUGAACAUUUGUGACCACAUGUGUCUGUUAUCACAGGUGUUUAUGCAUAUGUGUUUGUCAUCACAAGUAUCUAUGAUCAUGUGUCAGUGAUCGCAUGUAUCUAUAUCUGUGACUACAUGUAUUUGUGAUCACAGUUAUUUGUGCACAUGUGUCUGUGAUCACAGAUGUCUAUGUACAUUUGCAUGUAACCACAUAUGGAUCUAUGCUAAUCAGUGUCAUAUACUGUAUGUAUAGGUAUACUGUAAUUAACAACCCCAACACUGCCCUCUGUUUAUUAAUCAAACCUAGCCUAAAACAUAUUGUGUUUAACUUCACCAAAUGGCAGUGUCUUUCAUUUAACAGUGAUUAGUUAACACACAGGAUGUGUAAAAUAUAAUGUAUACGAAUUAUAAAUCAUUUUUGCCUAUACAUCAAUAUGUUGGAGCUUGAAAAAUAUACUAAUUUAAAGGUGUAGUGUGCUACAUGAAAAUUAGCUUGGACCGUACAAAAGAUAUAUAACGUUUAUCAUCUGUCAUGCUUCUUUAGAAUUUGUUUGAAAUUUCUAUUUCAGCUUUCAGACCAACACAGCCUCUGACUAAGUGUCAUCGAAUCCCGUUGGGAUAGUGUGGGGGGAGUGGGAGAGUGAAGUUGAUGAAAUUAUCCUAUGUCUCCCAAAUAUUAUGCUGCAAGCGCUAUUAAGCCUGGGAUUAGUCCCCAUAUUAGUUUCCCGUACAGAAUUUUGUGAUUUGCGUUUAUUAUGCCUUCCAAAAAUUUACUGUCUUUUCUAGCAAUAGUAUGUGCAUAAAUUAUCUGUUAAUAUAUGCAAAUGAGAUGCGUGCUAGAUUGAUGUCAGUGAAUACUCGGGCUUGGUGCUGAGUGGAUGGCAGGGCUUUUUUCACUAUGAUCUACUAUUUUGUUAUGUAUAUGGUAAAGAGAAUUAUGAGGACAUGACUGUGAAGUAUUUAAUACACAACACAACACAACGAAUAAUAAUUUAUAGAUAAAUAAACAUGUUCAAAUGCGCAAUAUCUGGAAUUGAUUUCAUACAGGCCUAUGUUCUAACUUCUAGGACUAUAAUAGAGUAUGCUAAUUAGCUGUCUCAAUAUUAUUUUUGGUUGCUCACAAUAUGCUCAACCUCUUAAUCUAGUUAACUCACUGACAGUUGGGAUAUACUGUGUGUCAUCUGAGGUCAUGACCUCAGGUGACACAGUUGUAAUAUACUGUAUGUGUCAUCUGAUGUCAUGACCUCAGGGAACACGCCCUCAGGUGACACAGUUGUGAUAUACUGUAUGUGUCAUCUGAGGUCAUGACCUCAGGUGACAUGCAAUUAAGAUAUACUGUGUGUCAUCUGAGAUCAUGACCUCGGGUGACGCAGUUGGGAUAUACUGUGUGUAUCAUCUGAGGUCAUGAGAGGUUGUGAGAUAAUUAUGUGAGGUCAUCGUAGGUCAACUUCAAUAUUAACUCCACAUUUUGGAAAAUUAUCAACUGCUCCGUAAUGAACUAAAUAAUCAUAAUGUUUCCAGAGCCAAGUAUCUGAAGAAAACAAUGAUAUAAUUAGUUACAGAAAUUGUAUGAUCAAACUUUUUUCUUUAUUCUUUUUAUGUAAUUACUUUAAGAAAAUUAUAAAUUGAUACAUUGUAUUUAAACAUGUUAUUUACCGUUUAUGAUAAUAUAAGUUUUUGUAUUUUCUCUAUAGUGUUUUCUUUGACAAGACAACUAUAUUUUUUGUUACCAGAUGAAAUAUGGACUGGAAUUUACAUGUUGAAUUAAUGAUGUUGGUAUACAUACUACAUAUUAUAUCAAACAGACAUUAGUGGACGUUUAUCAUUAUGUGAUAUAUUUUGAUCGUAAAUUUAAAACUACUUAUAAAAACAGGGAUGUAUAGUAUAGAAACAACUAUAAAGAAUAGCAGUAUAGAAAAGAAGUUAUUAAAAAUAGAAUUAUUUAAAUCUGGUAAUUGAUUUAUCACAAUAAACAGCAUUAUAUAUCAAUUUAAAUGUACUUUUUGUGUUGAGGUUGUAAACUUGAAAAAUAUAAUUCUUUAAAUUUGCUUAUUUUAAUUAAUGGACUUUUUCGCUAAGCCCCGCCCCUUGGAUACUGUUGCUAAGUUCAAACAUACACAAACACGUGCGUUUGUGGGGUAACACAUGCUUUUAGACCCACGCGCAUUCCUGGCUCUGAUCUGAUUGGUCAGUUGUUAAGAUUGACAGUCCAGAAGAUCCAUUAUAUGUGUUAUUAGUUUGAAAAACAAUCAUACCAAUUAACAGGAGAAUUGUAUAACUGAUUUUUUUUUUUUUUUUACAGUAUCUGUCAUUUUGAAAGUUGAGGUCUUCAUUCAUUGGUAUUUUGAAAUAAGCAAAUCAAUGUUUUAUUUUGAAUUUUCAGUUAAUUUUUUAGUUUCUACUACAGCUAGUAUAUUUUAAGUGACAUUUUGUUGUACUUUAUAAAAUGUUUUCUGAAUUACGUAACUGUAUACACUUAAGUUGUACAAUAUUGAUAGAAAAAUGAGAAUGGGUUAUAUAAGCCAUACUUUUAUAUUAAAAACAAAUUUAAUUUAAUCUAGCCAUUCCAUAACUUGGUUAUUUUGUACAAAUAUUACAUAAAAAUCCAAUUCAUAAUAAACUUAACCUAAUUUUGAAAA